UGACAACAGGAAGUAGAAAUGAAAACAGAGAAGAUGCCGCUGGUGCUUUGAGACUCUCAGGUCUUCAUUUUUCAUUUACAGAAAGCACAAUGACUUCUAUAAUUAAAGAAACACAAAGCAUAAAAGAGGCGGUGACUUUCAUCAAUGCGAUUGAUGUGAACAAGUUCUCCAGACUGAUCUCCCGCAUCAUACAGAAGCUUCACCUGAAGGGAGAGCGGACCUUCAGUGAAGACGAGGAGCAAAAGCUUCAGACUGCUCUCUCACUGGACAAACAGGCUCUCGAUCUAGUCCUGGAAACGACCGCCUUCAUUCUAGAGCAGGCUGUGUAUCAUAAUGUGAAGCCGGUCGCUCUGCAGCAGCAGCUGGAGGCGGUUCAUCUUAACCCGGACAAGGCUGAGAUGUUCUCUCAAACCUGGGCCGCUACUGGACCUGAGCUGGUGGAGAAACUAAAGAACAAUAUUUUUGCCCCGAAGAAGCUGGAGUAUGUCGGCUGGCAGUUAAACCUGCAGAUGGCCCAGUCCAGCCAAGCCAGACUCAAGUCUCCCAGUGCCGUCCUCCAACUGGGACUCCGCAAAGAAGACUCUGAGGUUCAGGAAAAUGUCUUUGCUGAUUUUAACCACCAGGAGCUACUUGAGUUCUACAACAAGCUUGAAGUUGUGCAAGGCCAGUUGGAUUCCCUGACUUGAUGCCUGCUGUUUUUUGUAGGACCACACACACACACUUCCACACACACAAGCUCACACAUUGUUUUUGUUUUGUUUGUUUUUGUUGCUGACAGCUGAAUCAGCUGUCAGAGAUGUAAUAAUACAAUAUUAGAUAUGGCUUUUAAGAAAAGAUGUACAAACUCUAUUGAUAAUGUUCUUUUCUUUUUGUAUCUUCUUUGAAUCAUGGCCUGUGCUUAACCUUACAAGGAGAUUGUGUAAAAAAAAAAAGUCUUUUGUUAAUAAAGAACUCAAACUAG
Messenger RNA from Labrus bergylta (ballan wrasse), 961 nucleotides. RefSeq names its product COMM domain containing 10 (gene commd10). The record is from RefSeq and is a predicted model, not a curated record. NCBI's taxonomy places the organism in Eukaryota, Metazoa, Chordata, Actinopteri, Labriformes, Labridae.